UCACCUGUUUUUUUCAGAAAAUUAUUCUCAAAUUAAUGAAGUCAAGUACUAAAAAUUUAAGUAAAAAACAAAAAAAUCGAGAAUAAAUUUUUAGUAUGUAUUCAUUAACUCUUUCGACCUUAAAAGUUGUCAGGAAGUGCCCUAUCCAACGAAGCACGGUUCUAUACCAGCUCCAGCACUGCACCAGCAAUCAGAAUGAUAAUUCGAAGUUGAACUACAGCAGCAAGAGGCUGUUGGAGAAAAAGGUGUCUGACCACUUCCUUCCGAUAUCAAGGCAGGCUAGCAAAGCGAGCACGGUGAGUUUCGACAACAUCCGAUUCCAAGUGGAAUCAAUUUUCAGGGAUGUGAAAAUGAAGGACAUGGCAACAGGACCAACGGAGGUCUUCUGGUACAACGCCGUGAGCUUGGUACCAAUAGCGUUCCCCUCAUUGGCUUUCUUGCUUACCGGCUUCCAUCCCAGCCUGUUUUCUUUGCAAAUCACUUACAGCGCCAUUCUCCUUUCAUUCCACGGCGGGACCAGAUUCGGACACGAGCUGGAGAAGAAAGAAGCGAUGACAUGGGAAAGCGUUUCAUGGUCCUUUGUACCAUUUUCCCUCGGAUUGUUGAGCGUCAUGCUUCCUCAAGUCCUAUGCCCGAUCACACUUUCUGCCGGUUUUCUCUUUUCGGCCUAUGUUGACCUUACUUUGAGCAAAAUGCCGACUUGGUUCAGAGCUAUGAGAUUAGCCUUUGUUUUUCCCGCGGUGCUAUCUCUCGCAAUCGCAUUUUUAUGGAAUUUGUUCAACUAAUAUACAUAUUAUAAGUUGUUUUGUUUAAA
This is a messenger RNA of Cimex lectularius (bed bug), 814 nucleotides long. RefSeq lists its product as uncharacterized. Bases 96 to 785 code for a protein of 229 amino acids. NCBI's taxonomy places the organism in Eukaryota, Metazoa, Arthropoda, Insecta, Hemiptera, Cimicidae. The record is from RefSeq and is a predicted model, not a curated record. The transcript has a single exon.